Hyaloperonospora brassicae is the source of this 909-nucleotide messenger RNA. The record is from the annotation of a GenBank genome assembly. Lineage: Eukaryota; Oomycota; Peronosporomycetes; Peronosporales; Peronosporaceae.
AUGGUGUCGAACGCGUUUGUGCUGUGCAGAGUGCGGCACAAUGUGAGUCUGUCGCCAUGUCACAGCAUGGAGCCGCGCGUGGGCAUUGAGCAGGAACUAGUCGAGCAGCUCAUGCACUACUCGGAGCCACUGCAGGGCGUUGUCCUGAGCUUCAGCAACGUGCAGCUGGAUCGGCCCUACGGCGCAAUUGUGAACGAGAUGCCGUUUAUUCACUGCAAAGUCCUGGCUGAUGCUCUGGUGUUCCGUCCACUAAAGGGCAUGAAGCUGCGUGGUACUGUCAACAAGAUCGGCAGCAACCACGUUGGAAUGCUCUUUGCUGGCGUCUUUAACGGCUCCGUGGCUGAGGCCGAGCUGCCCAAGGGCUUUGUACACAAUUACGCCCAAGACUGCUGGCUCGGUGAGGACGGCUCGUCCAUUGCUGUGGCAGACGAAGUGGACGUGAAAGUGCUGCGAGUCCACGUUGCGGGUGGUAUGAUUGCGAUUGAGGCUACGAUGCGUCUUGCCGACAGCAAGGUCGUGAAGCCUUUGUCGGCGAAGAAAACUCAGAAAGCGACGCACCUUAAUUUGGUGGCAGGUGGGCCCGUGACGACGUCGUUUGAGGAUAAGGAAAGCAAGCGCGCUAAGGAGGUCGACGGAAGCGAGAAGAAGAAGGCAAAGAAGGCGAAGAAAGACAAGAAGACCAAGGAGGCGGGUGCAGACAAGGAGAAGAAGAAGGUGCGGAAAGUACAGAACGGUGCGGAGGUCGAGUUGACACCAGCAGCAAUAGACGAUCAUGACAUCGAGAAGAGAAAGGAGGAGAAACGAAUGAAAAAGCGCAAGCGUAAGGAAGACGCCAUGGCGGAACCGAGCAAACACACGGCGAAAGAUGCCGAUAAGAAAGAAAAGCGCAAGAAAAGCAAGCACGAUUAG